CUCUCGGCUCGGGAAACCGGAACUGCUCUUUAGUUCUCGCGAGAAGCGUGGAGGGGGGGGCGGGGAAGGCGCAGGGUUUGAAACAUGGCGGACGACGUGGACCAGCAACAAACUACCAAUACUGUAGAGGAGCCCCUAGAUCUCAUCAGGCUCAGCCUGGAUGAGCGUAUUUACGUGAAGAUGAGGAAUGACCGAGAGCUUCGAGGCAGAUUACAUGCUUAUGACCAGCACUUAAAUAUGAUACUGGGAGAUGUGGAAGAAACCGUGACUACCAUAGAAAUUGAUGAGGAGACGUAUGAAGAGAUAUACAAAUCAACAAAACGGAAUAUCCCAAUGCUCUUUGUCCGGGGAGAUGGUGUCGUACUCGUUGCCCCUCCUCUGAGAGUUGGCUGAAACAAAGAAUUUAUCCUGUGUAGAAAGUAGGAGACUGUACAAUUGAAUCUUCAAACAUACAAAAGAUUCAGAGAGAGAAGCAUGCAUAUUUUUUUAUACUAAGACAUGACCAAGGAUUCCUCCAUCCCAAGAUGAGUUGGUUUGCAAAUGUCUUACAGUUCUUCAGCUAAAUGGCAUUUUUAUUUUUCUCCAUUUGUUCUAAUAAAUGUGAUUACCAACCUGCUA
Molecule: messenger RNA, 618 nt
Organism: Perognathus longimembris pacificus (Pacific pocket mouse)
Lineage: Eukaryota; Metazoa; Chordata; Mammalia; Rodentia; Heteromyidae
Gene: Lsm3
Product: LSM3 homolog, U6 small nuclear RNA and mRNA degradation associated
Exons: 4
Coding region: 85-393 (102 amino acids)
Biological process (GO): mRNA splicing, via spliceosome; P-body assembly
Cellular component (GO): Lsm1-7-Pat1 complex; P-body; U4/U6 x U5 tri-snRNP complex
Molecular function (GO): RNA binding
Source: RefSeq, a predicted model, not a curated record